AUGCCGCCUAAACGGAAAGUAGGGCGUCCGCCUGGAUCCAAAAAUAAGAAAGGAAGGAAAACGUGUAAAAAGAUUGUGAAAAAGAAGCCUGUUUCGAUAAUACGUGUAGAAAAGGAAAAAGAUGAACGUUCUUCAAAUAGUAAUGAUUGUACAACAAGCGAUGAAAAUGUCUGUGGAGUGUGCCAAAAUAUAUUCAACUCUAAAGACGAGCUGGGUACACAUCAUGAACGGUGUCGUGCUUUGGAAAUUGUAUCAGAUUAUUUCCCAAAGCAGGCAGCAUACACUUGCAAUGAAUGCCCCAAGAAAUUUAGAUUCAAGAAAAGUUUUAUUGAACAUUGCAAGAAUGAACACUCCAAGUCACCUAAAAGAGUAGCUUGUAGUCAGUGCAAUGUGUAUUGUCCUGACACAAAGACAUUGAAGGAACAUAUCGCAAAGGUUCAUGAAAGAGAUAUUUAUGAAUGUCCUACAUGCCAGCGGCAAUUUGUUCGUCGAUCACACGUACUUCGGCAUAUGGCACAGACAGGGUGUGAUGGCCAAGGAGCAGCAGAAUACUCAUGUGAAAUAUGCCAUGUAACAUUCACAAGGAAAGAUAAUUUAAUGGUGCAUAUAAGACUGCAACAUAUAGUGAGAAAUGGUUACAAAUGCAAGAGCUGCAAAUUUGACUCGAAAAAUUUUUCCAAAUUGGUAGCCCACUGGCAUGCAAAUCAUGCAGAGACUCCUGGGCAAUACCAAUGCAACACUUGCAGCAAAUGGACCAGCUCCCGAGCAGCCAUGACCAAACACCUUGAAAUACAUGGUGAAAAGAAAUAUGCAUGUGAUGUGUGCGGGUACAGCACGUACACCAUCGAGGUCAUGCGGCGCCACGUGCUGACGCAUGUGGCGGAGAAGCCGUACAAGUGCGAGAUCUGCUCCAAGUCCUACAUCCAGCGGGCGCAGCUGCAGCGCCAUCUCGAGAUCCACACAGGCAACCUAUGCACCAAGUGUGAUACUCCAUUCCCCUCCAGAGCAAAGUUACUGGUACACAUGAGAGAACAUAUGGGAUUAGAUAAGUUGCAUUGCCCCAUAAAGACAUGUACUUAUUACACAAAAGCUUUCUCCACUGAAAGUGGGCUGAACCAUCACUUGAAAACGCAUGGGGACGAUAAGCCGUAUAGCUGCGAGGUAUGCGAUAAGAAGUUCCACUCGGAUAUGAACCUGCGCCGCCACUUGGAGACGCACACGUUGGACAAGCCGCGGCGCUGCAUGUACUGCGUGUCGGCGCGCGCCUACGUGCGCGGCGCGCAGCUCCUGCGCCACGUGCGCAAGAACCACGACUCCAUCUUCCGCGGCCAUCUGCUGCAUGUACGCCAAGUGCUCGGCGCCGAUAGCACAGCAGAAAGAGUGAAAAAGUCUGAAUUAGAUGCAAUCCUAAACUUGUUAGAUGUGGAAUCGGAUCGAAUCUUGCAAGGUUACAGCGGAGCUGAUGUGCUCUACGGUGGUAUGCAAGAUGACGAAAAUCGUGCCAGCAAAGAAGUACCUAACAACGAGCCAAAGAAAGUAAACUCUCCCCUACUGUCUGAAGAUGAGCUUACCGAGAAUUUGAGAAAACUGCUUUCCAAACUUAUAGAUAAGGAAACACUCCAUCUAUUUGGGUGGCCGGAUGAAAGUGUAGAUGUGGUAUUGGAAAAAGUGAUCGAACAGUGUGGCGCUAAACCCGCAGACCGCGAAAAGUGGACACGUGUGCAACGGUUGCGCGAGAACUCCAAGCAUUUGUUCUUGUACGUUAUUGAAGACAAGAACAUAGCCCGCAUGCUGGGCACACACACCAUUGAUCAAAUUGUUAAACAUAUACUGAAACAAGUCAGCGACGAUGAUGCCAACGAGAUCUAG
Messenger RNA from Spodoptera littoralis (African cotton leafworm), 1869 nucleotides. Lineage: Eukaryota; Metazoa; Arthropoda; Insecta; Lepidoptera; Noctuidae. The record is from the annotation of a GenBank genome assembly.